UGAAGAAAGUGAGAGAAUCUCAGUGAGGCAUUCCUAUCAUCAUGCUUAUAGGGGCUUUUGUUCCUUGCUUACAGAGGACGAAGCCAUCCUAUUAUCAGGUCAUGAGGAGGUUGUAUCAGUUUUUCCAGAUCCCGUUCUUCAACUUCACACAACACGCUCCUGGGAUUUUUUGGGUCUUGAAUCUUCUUAUUAUUCCAGAUCCUCUGGCUAUCACUACAAGCAUGGUUCAUCUUUUGAUGUUAUUAUUGGAGUUAUUGACACAGGCAUAUGGCCCGAGUCACCUAGUUUUGAUGACCAACAUAUUGGUAAAGUACCAUCAAGAUGGAAAGGAGUCUGCAUGGAAGGAUUUGACUUCUACAAGUCAAACUGCAAUAGGAAGUUGAUAGGAGCAAGGUUUUACAAUAUUGAAGAUCAAGAGUCCACCUUCACAAAAUUACCUAACAUUAGCACUACAAUACCAUCAAAACCAAAUGGAACACCAAGGGACAAAGUAGGGCAUGGAACAAACACAGCUUCAAUAGCAGCAGGUGCAAUUGUCCCUAAUGCCAAUUACUAUGGCCUAGCAAAUGGCACAGCUAGGGGAGGGUUACCUUCUGCUAGGAUUGCAACUUACAAAGCAUGUUCAGAAGGAAAUUGUCAAGGCUCUGCAAUACUCAAAGCUAUUGAUGAUGCAAUUAAAGAUGGAGUUGACAUUAUUUCCAUUUCCAUUGGGAGAAGUUUUGUGUUUCAAACUGACUUUAAAGAUGAUCCUAUUGCCAUUGGGGCUUUUCAUGCUGCUGAAAGAGGAGUUGUGGUUGUUUGUUCUGCUGGGAAUGAAGGACCUGAUCCUUACACUGUUACCAACUCUGCUCCCUGGAUUUUCACUGUUGCUGCUUCUACUAUUGAUAGAAAAUUUCAGUCCACUAUUGUUCUGGGAAACAAUGUCUCUUUGAAGGGAUCAGGAAUAAGUUACAAUCCUACUGGUCGCUCUCGCUCCAGAACUUAUCCCCUUGCUUUCGGUGAAAACAUUCCUUUCCACCCCUCGUUAACUUCUCAAGCCAGGAAUUGUAUGCCAGGGUCAUUGGAUGCUAAAAGAGUUGCCGGGAAAAUAAUUGUUUGCAUGAAUGAUGACUGGACAAUAUCAAGAGAAAUCAAGAAAUUGGUUGUGCAAGAUGCCAAUGCAAAGGGUCUGAUUUUAAUUGACGAGGCAGAGAAACGUUCACCAUUUGAUUCAGGCAACUUCCCCUUUGCUGAAGUUGGAAAGUUGCCUGGGGCUCAAAUUCUUCAAUAUAUUAAUUCCUCCCAGAACCCAUUGGCAACUAUAUUUCCGGCAAAUGAGAUUCGAAGGUUUAAGCCAGCUCCAGUAGUCGCAGAUUUUUCUUCACGCGGACCCGCAACACUAACCGAAAAUAUUCUUAAGCCUGAUAUAAGUGCUCCUGGUGUUGGCAUAUUAUCGGCAAUGAUUCCAAAGGUUGAUGAAGUGAGUAGUAAUCUUUUACCAGAAAAAAAAUCAACAUCCUUAUUUGGCAUCACAUCUGGAACAUCUAUGGCCUGUCCACAUGUUACUGGAGCUAUGUCCUUCAUUAAAUCAAUACACCGUACAUGGAGCUUCUCAAUGAUCAAAUCUGCAAUCAUGACAACAGCAACAGUAUCCAACAAUUUGAGGAAGCACUUGACAAACACGUCAGGUCUUUAUUCAAAUCCACAUGAAAUAGGUGCUGGGGAAUUAAGCCCAAUUAAAGCUCUAGAUCCAGGGUUAGUAUUUGAAACGACCAUGACUGACUACUACAACUUCCUAUGUUAUUACGGGUACAAAGAAAAACAACUUAGAUUAGUAGCAUCAAAGAAUUAUAAGAAUUUCGAUUGCCCAAGAAAUGCUAGUACUAGUAAAAAGGAACUCAUAUCAAACAUAAAUUACCCUUCAAUCUCUAUAGAAAAACUUAAGCAAAAUCAGGGGGUUGUGAAAGUGAAAAGAGUUGCGACGAAUGUUGGUUCAGAUCGAAAUGCCACGUAUACUUCUUCAACCAUUGCUCCACCUGGUUUGGUUGUUAGGGUUUCUCCGAAAAAGAUUGUCUUUGUGAAAGGAAUAAAGAAAGCUUCUUUUGAAAUCUCAUUUGAUGGUAAGAAAGCAUCAAAGGGUUACAAUUUUGGGAUUAUAACGUGGUCGGAUGGCUCUCAUAAAGUUCAGAUGAUAUUUGCAGUCAACAUUGAAUAAUUUUUAAUUUGUAUUUUGUAAAGGGAGGAGAUAUAUCAUUUUGCAAUUUGUAUUUUGUAGAGGGAGGAGAUAUGUAUCAUUGCCUUAAUUUAUAGCUGAUCGGAACAAAAUAAUGCCAAUUUUCAGUUCCAGUAAUGUUCUUAUGACCAUCAAAACUAGUAAAAAUUAAGAAUUUCUACAUGGCAGGUA
Molecule: messenger RNA, 2383 nt
Organism: Nicotiana tabacum (common tobacco)
Lineage: Eukaryota; Viridiplantae; Streptophyta; Magnoliopsida; Solanales; Solanaceae
Source: RefSeq, a predicted model, not a curated record